Messenger RNA from Fonsecaea nubica, 1086 nucleotides. RefSeq lists its product as hypothetical. Bases 1 to 1086 code for a protein of 361 amino acids. The record is from RefSeq and is a predicted model, not a curated record. The transcript is spliced from 5 exons. NCBI's taxonomy places the organism in Eukaryota, Fungi, Ascomycota, Eurotiomycetes, Chaetothyriales, Herpotrichiellaceae. Gene Ontology annotation, molecular function: oxidoreductase activity.
AUGGCUACAGUAUCGAUCCCUAAGCAGCAAAAGGCUGCGGUGAAAGCUGGCGAGGGACCUGAUUCCAAAGCCCCUGUCAAAGAGGUCGAUGUGCCAACUCCCGGACCUGGAGAAGUUCUUGUCAAGAUCAACUGGACCGGUCUUUGUGCUUCGGACAAAUCCUUGAUUAAGGAUGAGUGGGCUCCGUUUGGCGUCUCGAUGCAACCGGCGACAAGAGGCAUUGCUGGUCACGAGGGUGCUGGUGUGGUCGUUGCAGUUGGUGACGAUAUGCAUCAUCGGUGGAAGGUAGGAGAUCGUGCCGGUAUCAAAUGGGUCUGGAGUACUUGUGGCGAAUGCGAGUUUUGCACAAACGGCGUCGACGAACUUCAUUGUCCGAACCAGAAGAACUCGGGGUUUAGCCAGGCUGGGACAUUCCAACAAUACGCUCUGAGUGACGGACGUUACACCACUCGCAUCCCAGAAGGCGUGAGCGACGAGGAGGCCGGGCCGAUCAUGUGCGGAGGUGUCACAGCAUACACCGCUUGCAAGCGGAGCGCCGUGAAACCUGGGCAGUGGAUUGUGCUUCCGGGGGCGGGAGGUGGUCUUGGUCACUUUGCGGUACAAUAUGCCAAAGCUAUGGGUAUGAGAGUCAUUGCCAUCGAUGGCGGGGACGAGAAACGCGACCUUUGCAAACGGCUGGGCGCCGAAGAGUUUAUCGACUUCACAAAGACCCAGGAUAUUGCUGCCGAGGUCACGCGCAUUACCAAGUAUGGAGCCCAUGGUGUCAUUGUCACUGCGGCCACGAAGGAAGCCUAUGCCUCUGCACCUGGACUGCUUCGUCCAGGCGGUACAGUGGUUGCUGUUGGUCUGCCAAAGGAUCCGACCGUCCUCGCAGGGGCACCUCCUCUCAUGCUGUGUCUGAAGAAACUGAACAUUGUGGGGAGCGUCGUUGGUACACUGAAGGAGGUCGAAGAGGCACUGGACUUUACCGCUCGGGGAUUGGUUCGCCCUAUCCUCACGAAGGGAACCCUGGAGGACCUGGACAAGUACAUCGAUCUCAUGGUCGCCGGUAAGCUUGCAGGGAGAGCAGUGUUGAAGGUGUCGUGA